This is a messenger RNA of Salvelinus namaycush (lake trout), 3130 nucleotides long. Its product is annotated as ganglioside-induced differentiation-associated protein 2-like. The coding region runs from base 218 to 1651 and encodes 477 amino acids. NCBI's taxonomy places the organism in Eukaryota, Metazoa, Chordata, Actinopteri, Salmoniformes, Salmonidae. The record is from RefSeq and is a predicted model, not a curated record. The transcript has 14 exons.
UCAGGAACUCACCAAACUGUAGUAAACGUGACAGUACGAUGGGAAUUGGCUUUAUCAAAUCGAGUUUUGCCAUGUUUGUGAUGUUAAGAACAUCACGAACACACCCUGUAUUCUUCGCGUUUUGUAAUUCUGUCCUGCUCGAAGUCGACAACUAAUAGAUUCGUGGACAAAGGAAAACGGUGUCGAGCAUUGAGGUGCAGACCAGCGCAGUGCAGGAAUGGAUCCUCUGGGAGCACGCUCUCAGUUUGUGGAGGUCCAGACUCUGUCCACCUGGGAGCGGCAGCCGGACCCUGAGGGAGAGAAGGAGUACAACGUCAGCCAGCAGGCCUUCCUAUCCCCCUUCCCCUACAGAGAGGACAUCAACAGGAAAAUAGUGCUCUAUAAUGGCGAUGUUGCCCUGCUGAACUGCACAGCGAUCGUCAACACGAGUAAUGAGACUCUGACGGACAAGAACCCUAUCUCUGAGAGCAUCCACACUUACGCUGGGCCUGAACUUCGAGACGAGAUGCUAAAACUGAAAGGAUGUCGGACAGGCGAGGCAAAGAUGACCAAAGGCUUUAACCUGGCGGCGCGCUUUAUCAUCCACACGGUGGGCCCCAAGUACAAAACCAAGUACAGGACGGCUGCUGAGAACUCUCUGUACAACUGCUAUAGGAACGUCAUGCAGCUCGCCAAAGAGCAGGCUAUGGCGUCUGUGGCCGUCUGUGUGGUCAGCACAACUAAGAGAGGAUACCCACUGGAGGAUGCCACACACAUUGCCCUCAGAACGGUCCGCAGGUUUCUGGAGAAAUAUGGAGAGAGCAUAGAGACAGUGGUGUUCGCCGUGACAGACAUGGAUGAGCCCACAUACAGGAAACUGCUGCUUCUCUACUACCCUCGUUCUGAGGAAGAGGAGCGUGCCAGCCUGCCCCUAAUCCCGGCUGACAUCGGGAACUCAGAAGGCGAGCCUGUAGUCCCAGAGAGACAGAUCCGCAUCACCGAGAAACCAGGCUGUCUGGAAGUUGACUCUGAGGCGGAGACUCUAGACUCAGACCUGGGCCAGGUGGGGACUCAUGCUUUUUCCCGGAUGGAGGGAGACGUGGACAAACAGCGCAAACUAAUCCUGCAGGGCCAGCUGUCUGAUGAAACCAUGCAGAAACAGCACCAGAGAAAUUAUAACCGCUGGUUAUGUCGAGCCAGAGCAGAGGACUUGUCUGACAUAGCAGCACUGAAAGCCUUAUAUCAAACUGGUGUUGACAUGUGUGGCAGGACAGUGAUGGUUCUUGUGGGCAGAAAUAUUCCUGUCAACCUAAUCGACAUGGAAAAGGCCCUGCUGUACUUUAUCCAUGUCAUGGACCACAUCACAGUGAAGGAGUAUGUGAUGGUUUACUUUCACACUCUGACCGGAGAACACAACCAUCUGGACUCUGAAUUCCUUAAGAAGCUCAACGAGAUUGUAGACACCAAGUUUAAGAAUAACUUGAGUGCUUUCUACUUUGUACACCCCUCUUUUCGCUCCAAGGUGUCCACCUGGUUCUUCACUACGUUCAGUGUGUCAGGGAUGAAGCAGAAGGUCCAUCAUGUAGAGACCCUCCAGCAGCUGUUCACCUGUAUCCUGCCUGAACAGAUAGACAUCCCUCCCUUUGUCCUGGAGUACGAUGCACGGGUGUGAACCAAUCAGAACUCCGACAGAGAGAGAUAAAAGCCAAGGACUCUGAGGGUGUUUCUCAAAAUGCAUACUUCCAUAUUCCGAGCACGCAAAUAGGCUCACGGGAGGGUCGAAGUAUGAGUCCAAAUCAAAGUAUGCGAAACAGAGCACCGAGGGCACUUCUUGAAUGCACACUCCGUUUUGUACAUAUUUUGAAGUAUGCAUCGAUGCUAGCUUCAAUGGAAAGUAUGUAAGGAAAUAUGACGCAACAGCGUUAGAAAUGGAGAAUUUCCCGAAAUCAUUGGUGGCCAUUAUUUUAGCUGAAGCAGAGAAAAUACACUCUGACUAAGGAAUGAAAUGUUGCCUAUUCACAUCUCAAAUGUUUCCUGACUACAAUACUUGAUCAUUAUAUGUUAAUAAAUACAUCCUGUGUUAAUUUUGGCAUGUUUAACUGCCUACGUACUGUAGAUCACAAGCACAUAAGUCAAUAGGGCUAACUGGCUAGCUACCACUGUUAGCCAGCCAGAUAGCUAUGAAUAAUUUACAUAUUGCAAAAUAUUAGUUUUAGGUCAUUUUUGCCUGUUAAACUAUCUGGUUAGCUACAUUUAUGAUUCUAGCUGAUAAUCUAGCUGAUAAUUAUGAAGUAAAUGUUUGCUUUGUGAAUGUCUUGUUUUGUCUUGUUGCCAUUGUGGCUGGAAGAAGGUUCAGUGACUGGGGAGAUAAAGCGUGAGGUAAUACAGUAGGGGGAGUGCGAGUGCUUCUCAGAUGUGAUGUUUUAUGCAUUCUCCACACUCUCGCCCUCAUAAGAACGUACUCAAUGAGAGUGUGGAGCACGGUAGUAUGCAUAUUGAGAAACACCCUGAGACUCAUUCUGCGUUCAUAUCCAAGUGGGAAGGAGGUUUUUACCAUAUACGACUGGGAAAAAUCCACUUGAACGCCCCUCCAACUGGUAAUUACUAGUGGGAACCUAGUCUAUUACCCCUGCGCUCAAACCACAUAAUUUUCAGCAGAUAAAUGCAACAACAAAGCAAUAUAUUAAUAUGGUUUGUGAACACUCAUUUGUUUAAGUACAGCAUAAUAGCUGUACUUUUAAUUUAUGGUUGAUGCAGCUGGUUUGCUAUAAAAAAUAGAGUUGCACACUCUAUGAACUCCCAGUAAUUUAUUGGGUAAACCACCAACGUUUUGGCAUCCCUGUGCCGCCUUAACCUGGUUCAAGCAUUCAUGACAUUACCCUUUUAUGUCGACAAACGGUGCACCCAAUGACAACAGUGAGCGGUGUCAUGAUUUAUUAGGUCGAUUUGAAUUAAUUGAGUGACACUGUUAAGACGAUAGUUUACAGCAUGAAUAUAUUAGGCUAUUAUCAUAUGGCAACAUAAUUAGAUAUUGUACAUAAUAUUAGCAUCAACAAACAUUGUUUAAAUUCAUUUCACAGUAACAGAAGUUUGGACACACUCGUUCCAGGUUUUUAUUUUUUUUACUAUUUUCUACAUUGUAGAAUAUUAG